AUGGCGGCCCGAGACCGAGUCGGACAUUUUCUGGCUUUCCAGACGGCCUAUGCCCACGUCAUCAACCCAGUGAACAGACGAGAUCCGAGGACGCCGCUUCAAAUCUGUGCUGAUGUGUGUGACCAGCAGCCAGAGGACAUAUGGAUCUUGGCACCAACGGACCGCCCGCUGUUCCUUAUGGAAAAAACGAGGAGGGUACGGUCCUUGCUGGCUGUUGUGGUCAAGGAACAACACCCCCGCGAGCAAUCAACCCUCAUCUUCCUGGACCUCCGAGGAGUUGGGAUGUGGGUGCAAUGGCUAUGUCUGGAAUCACCGUUGUUCGACCCGAUGCCGUACCUGGACUCACUCCAGCUCGAGUACCACCCUGGCUGGUCAGUUGUCAUCAGGGGAGGACGUCGUACAGGAAACGGGCUGGAACUUGAGGUACAGCGAGGUGAGCUGCUGUCAGUAGAGUUGAGACUCACUGAAGACAUCACCCCCACUGAAAGUGAGAAUGAGGAGUCCAAUGACGAGGGCCAAGAGAGCGACAGCGAGUCAGGGGGUGAUGAAGACAUGCCUGACGCGGGUGAAGGCCACGAUACCGGUGGAUCCGACGAUGGCCUGGACAGGCAACCCGAUGCAGAGCCAGACCCAGACCGCAGCCGCUCCCCGCGAAGAACGGAGGCCACCCCCGAAGGUGGCGAAGAUCGACGGCGCCACAGACCGUCGACAGGUAGGGCCUAUGCUGCACCGCUCCUACUUGCGGCCUUGGUUACCCCUCCGGAGUUUGACCUCACCAGGGAAACGAUGAGACUGCCUCACAGCCGAGAGGAAAUUGGGGCCCUCUUAGCGCCGUGGCCGCCGGACUGGAUUGUCACUACUACGAGUGGUUUGACAAUACCGAAGGAGACGGCGGCAGCCUUCGCGGACCUACAGCACUGGAGCGACCUUCUUGAUGAAAAGGAGGAACCGCACUUUGAGGUGCACAUGUACACGGACGGAUCCUACCUGGAAAAGUCCCAGUUGAGCGGAUAUGGUGCUGUGAUCCUUUUGCUCAAUGGGGCGAAGAAAGCCCUCUUUGGGCUGUUGGGAGAGCCUAUCAUCGGCGACCUGACCACGAGCUGGCAGUUUGACGCCCCACCGGUGAUGCAGGCGGAACAAGCAGCCAUCGCCGCGGUUCUGCUUUGGCUGUGCCAGAGUCGACAUGUCAUCCAGCUGACGGCAGCUACUGUCUACUUCGACAACAUGUCGGCAGGCUGGGGGGCCAGUGGCAAAUGGAGUACCAGCAAUAGCUUCGGAGCCCGCCUUCGCCAGCUCGCUAUGUUCGUCGAUCUCCUAUUACCUUGUGGGGUCCGCUUCCGCCACACCAAGGCCCACCAGGGCGACCCUUGGAAUGAGAUGGCCGAUGCAGUUGCUAAGGCAGCUGCUCGAGGUGACUUUGGACCGGCUGGCCCACCAAAGGUAUGUGCAAGCACCUUCUUCACCAUGGACAUGAGCUGGUUGGCAGCGGCGACCCCGGGCACCCUCGCCAGCAGCCUACCGAUCUGGAAUGGUCAGACUCUGACCUGGACUGUCGAAGAGCAGGCCCGACCUAGCCCGCUCACGCCGGAACAGCUAGUCCCCACGGUGCCGGUCUGGCCGGGGAGACAGCAAGAUCACUUUAGCUUCAGGGUGAGAGCAGCGACCCUGAAUGUGCAGGGGAUGCUGCAAAAGCAUGCCUACCUUGAAGCGCAAUUCCAGGAAGCUGGCUACCAGAUCAUCCUCCUACAGGAAACCAAGGAGAAGGGCGGCUUCUGCAGAUCAGCAAAUUAUUGGCGUGUGGGCUCUGAUGCAAAGAGCCACUGGGGCACGGCGAUUUGGAUCCAUCGACACUUGGGUCCCUUCACCCGUGAUGGCAAACCAUGCAUGGUCGCGGAAGAGGAUAUGCACAUUGUGCACAGUGAUGAGAGACUCUUAGUCCUCUCGAUCAAGAUUGCGAACUUUCACUGUGUAGCAGCCUCUGGACAUUGCCCUCACUCUGGACGGCCCAAAGAACGCCAUGAGUUUCUUCGUAGGCUCCACAAAGUGCUUGCCCCUCUCGCCAAGGCGAACUUACUUCUGGUCGGUAUCGACCUGAACGGCCGACCGCCGGAGUCCUACGAACAAGUCACCGGAGAUCUUGUCUUCGGGGAACCGGAUGAGGCAGGCAAACAUGCGGUGCAAAUGCUUGAUGAGCUGGGAAUGUGGAUCCCGGCAACAUUCAGCGCCUACCACUCCGGACCGUGCGCUACGUAUCGACACCCUCUGGGACAUCUCCAUCGCAUUGAUUUCCUUUGUAUAGGGGGAUCUGCCACCUGCUCAGAGGUCUCCAGUGCUGUGAACUACGAUUUGGACACAGCUGGAGCACAUGAGGACCAUUUCCUUUCCCAGGUCGCUUUUGUGGGUAAGUGUGGCCCAGUAGGUGGGGCAGCCAAGCUUUGGCGCCCAAAGUAUGAUCGGCUGAAAAUGGCCACGGAUGAGGGCAAGGCCAUCUUGGAACAAGAGCUGGCAAAGUACUGCCCGCCCCCCUGGACCCUACACGUUGACCAGCAUUGCCAACAUCUACAGAACUUCCUUCACGAAGUGAUGGAUACCCACUUUGCCGUCAACCCCCAUGGGCCGAGGGCCUCCUACAUUCCGGCCUGGGUGUGGGAGCUUCGUGAGCGGAAGAUCAGUUUCAAGCGACGAACGGAAGGCCGAAGGCACAUGCUCCGACACCAAGUACGGCAUGCAGUCGACAUGUGGCGAGAUGCAGCCCGACGACAUGCUGCCACUGUCCACAAGGACAGCCUCCUGUACCAGCUCGCGGCCGCGGCGGUUGGGAUUGCCACUCGGAGAAUCAAGAUUGGUAUCCGGGAAGCCAAGGCGGAGUUCCUGCGGACCUUGGCUGGCACUGGCAAAACGGCCUCGCAGAUUCUCCAGAGGGCAAAGCAGGCGGGAGUCGGAGGAAGACGACCGGGGAAGGCCUUCAAACCGAUUCCCAAACUUUUGGGACCAGAUGGCCGCCCAGCCACAACGAGGACUGAAAGGGAUGAUGUAUGGCUGCAGCAUUUCGGAGAGAUGGAGAUGGGCACCACCAUGUCGGUCAAGGACUUUCUUCGGGAAUGCCCUUGCAGCCCCGCUGUGCCGAUUGAAGCCACCUGGCAACCUCACGAGCUGCCAAAUUUGGUGGAGAUCGAAGGCUUGAUGAGGCGGACUCAAGCCGGUAAAUCGCCAGGGCUUGACGCCAUUCCUGGAGAGCUACUUCGAGGAGCCCCGAUCGGGGCAGCCAAAGCAGUCCUGCCAUUGUUUAUGAAGGCGUUGGUGACGUUCACUCAACCUCUUCAAUGGCGAGGAGGAAUACUGCAUUCGGCCUGGAAGCAAUCUGGCCCGAUCGAAAAUCCCUCCAACCAUCGCUCGCUGUUUGUGAGCAGCCUUCUGGGCAAGACCCUGCAUCGGGCCCUGCGUGAUAAGGCACAGGGCUGCUUUGGCGAAGUGCUCCACGAUAUCCACUUUGGAAUGAAGAAAGGAGCCCCAGUGACUUUUGGAGCUCAGUACAUCGCCAGCCACAUGCGGUACUGCAAGAAGGCGGGGAUCUCCGCCUGCACAUUGUUCCUCGACAUGCGCUCGGCGUACUAUCGAGUCAUCCGGGAACUCGCCACUGGCGACUUGACACAGGACGGCAACAUCCUGCGAAUCUUUCGUCGCUUCGAUAUCGAUGGCGAGGAGGCUCGAGAACUCUUGGAAGCGGUUGCCAGUGGAGGAGCAAUCCGCGACUCUGGCGUUAGUCCGGCAAUCUGUGCCGCGGUGGCCGACUUCCAUCGAAGGACGUGGUUUGUCAGUGCCCAAAGCAGCGGGGAUAAGCUCAGUGCCACGCUUGCUGGAUCACGCCCAGGCGAGUCCUGGGCGGACGUCCUGUUUGGCUAUGUCUAUUCGAGAGUCCUUUGUCGGGUUGCUGAAAUUGCCACGGCAGAGGACCUGUUGACGGUCCACCACUACGAGGAGGAGACUGGCAUCUAUGGGCAGCCGCACUGUGGUGUCGAAUAUGAGGCCACUGACACGACCUGGGCCCAUGAUUCGGCUUUCCCUAUGUCGGAUCGUGACCCGGGUGCCCUCCUGAGAAAGGCAAAACGGCUUGGCUCGCUCAUCCUGAGUCAUUGCCGAUCCUACGGGAUGGAUCCGAACACGCGACGAGGGAAAACGAGCUACUUGAUUUCCCUCCAAGGUGCUGGAGUACGCAAAGCGAAGGCGGCCCACUUCGAGCCUGGGGGGCGGGACCUGUACUUGCCCGACCUGGACAUCCGCAUUCCGGUGGUCCCCAGCUACACGCACCUUGGAGGUGUGUUGGAUGCUGGUAUGACCAUGAAAGAUGAGACUCGACGGAGAUUGGCGAUUGCGAGGGGUUCCUUCGAUGCCGGCAAACUCCUCCUCUACCAGAACCCCACGGUGCCCUUGGAGGUUCGGGCGAAGCUCUUUGAGGCUGCCAUCCUCCCGACGUUCUUUAAUUUGUGUGUCUGGGAACCGAGAGGAGAUCAAUGGACACGGCUUUGUGACGGCUACUCACGCCUGUUGCGACGACUACUACAACCACAGUUUGGAGCGAAGGACGUCCUCCGCCUCUCUACGCCUCUUGUCCAUGCCCUCACCCGUUGCUGGCGACUGGAGACGGAGGCGAUCAAGGCGCGGCUCGGUUUCCUCUGCUCCCUUGUGAAAGUGAACCCGCCGCAUGUUUGGGCGGUACUUCAGUCGGAGCAAACCUGGUUGCAAGCAGUACGGCAGGACCUGCAGCUUGUUGUUCAGUAUGCUGGUGACUGGCCGGAAUUGGGGCCUUCCCACUGGCCGCAAUGGUGGCACCUUAUCAAGGACAGCCCUGGAGCCUUCAAGGCCCGAGUGAAGAAGGCCCUGCAGCGACACCAUGAGAAAGUUGCCCAUGGCGAACUCGUGCAGCUGGGCCUCUGGGCUAUGUUUCGGCGGGCGGUCCAAAAUCAGCCCCGGCUCGAAUGGGUUGAGGCACCGUGGUACUGCCGACCAUGCGGCCAGGGCUUCAAAAGCAAGGCUGGAAUGGGGGCACACAUGUUCAAGGUGCACGCCAGGAAGGCCCAGUUCCGUGGAUGUGUCAGCGGUACGAUGUGUCGAGCCUGUGGCAAGCAGUAUUGGUCUCAGGCGAGAUUGGCGGUACACCUCCGGGACAGUCCCACGUGUGUCACGGUCCUCAGACACCAUGGGCUGGGGGCUUGUGUUAUCCAGCCGGGCUUUGGAAGCAAGGCAUGGAAGCGUCGAUCUGAUGAGGAAUUUUGCCUUGCCCUUCCUGAGCAAGUUCAGGCACCGCUACAGCCGUGGUCAGGUGGACUUUGGGACGACCGUCAGCUCGUGAUGUAUGCUGACCUCUGCUACCUGCUGUUCGAACGUAGGCGAUGGGACUCUCGUUCAAGUUUGCGGUGCGAGAUUGAGGAGGUUUUGUGCCGCUUCCCGCUCUACCGCACAGAAGAGAACGACGUCCUCAACUAUGUCAGCGAGGAGGUCGCUAUGCUACAACGUGACGAUCCUUGUGAUCCGUGGGAUGUUGGCAUUGGUGACCUCAUCAUUGAUGUUCUGACGGAAAUCCAGGAGUUGCCUCACUAUGUUGAGAAGCUACCUGAAGAUGAGGUCGGCGAGACUGUUUCCUUCAGGGAGUUCGCCAGUGACAACUGGAAGUCCCUCCAUCGUCAACUGCUGAAGAAUCGUGGGACCCGUGCACAGCCGUUUGUACUCCUGGGGCCAGGCUGGGAAGCAGAAAAGCCUGCCUUCAGUGACGGCUGCCAACUUUCUGCCACGAUCACAGCAGUCUUGGCAAGUCUUCCGAAGGAAAUUCAGGAGCUCUGGGACCUAGUCCUACAGGGGCGGGUGUCGGAAGUACAGGACGUAGAACAGGCCGUCCUGGCAAAUGGCAAGGUGUUUGUGUGA
Molecule: messenger RNA, 5919 nt
Organism: Symbiodinium sp. CCMP2592
Lineage: Eukaryota; Dinophyceae; Suessiales; Symbiodiniaceae
Source: the annotation of a GenBank genome assembly